AUAGGUUUGUUGUAGCUUAAAAAAAAUGGAUUAACCUUUAACAUCUGGCUACAUAUCCGCCUGGUGAAUACCAACGCACCUAUCCAAUACAGGACAGGAGCUCGAGUGUAGCAGACCGUGGUGAGAUUAUCGACAAUACCGACAAGUGGUGAGAAGUGAUGUAGAAUGUGCUAUAAAACCAGAGCGUAGUGCUUCACUAGUUAUCGUGCGUCCGUCGUACUAUCUUUCUCGCCUGUCCUGAGCCGGGCCAGACACCGUCAGUUAGAUUGCAUUCUUGGAAUUUGAACACACAGAAUGUUGCUGCUAAAAUAAUAGACCACCCGAAAAUUCUCGGAUGCCUUCAGCAUCGUGUGCUGGAAUCUUUCGAUUAGUUGUCCAGUCGGUUCGGGUAAGUUCUGUGCCCUGAUCCUGGCUUGUCGCCUUCGAACCAAACCGAACCAAACCUGCCCGAACGAACCGUCCGAAACAUGAUGCAGCAGCGAAGAUGAACGAGGCUCCUAACGAUGUGGCAUCCAGUGCGGUAGACUACGAAGAUCUGAUGGCACCAUGGGCCUACAAUGCGGCCGCCAUCACCCUGUUCUGUAUCGGUUUUUUUGGAUUUUUUCUCAACCUUUUCGUAAUUGCCCUAAUGUCCAAGGAUAUGCAGCUAUGGACACCGAUGAACAUCAUAUUAUUCAAUUUGGUUUGCUCCGACUUUUCCGUGUCGAUCAUCGGCAACCCACUGACGCUUACGUCGGCCAUCUCGCAUCGCUGGAUCUUCGGACGGACGCUGUGUGUGGCGUACGGGUUUUUCAUGUCCCUGCUGGGAAUAACCUCCAUCACGACGCUUACCGUACUGUCGUACGAACGGUACUGUCUCAUCAGUCGCCCAUUUUCAUCACGGAAUUUGUCACGCAAAGGAGCGUUCCUGGCAAUAUUCUUCAUCUGGGGCUACUCGUUUGCCUUAACCUCGCCGCCACUGUUCGGCUGGGGAGCGUACGUAGAGGAGGCAGCUAACAUUAGCUGUUCGGUAAACUGGGAAUCACAAACGAAAAACGCCACGACGUACAUAAUUUUUCUGUUCGUUUUUGGACUUGUCGUCCCGCUGAUCGUAAUUGUGUACAGUUACACCAACAUCAUCGUAAAUAUGCGAAAGAAUUCGGCACGUGUGGGACGAAUAAAUCGUGCCGAGCAGCGCGUCACCUCCAUGGUGGCGGUGAUGAUCGUUGCGUUUAUGGUCGCGUGGACACCGUACGCCAUCUUUGCGCUGAUCGAACAGUUCGGGCCGCCGGAGCUGAUUGGUCCCGGGUUGGCAGUGUUGCCAGCGCUCAUCGCCAAAUCGAGCAUCUGCUACAACCCGAUCAUUUACGUCGGCAUGAACACACAGUUCCGGGCAGCGUUUACCCGGGUGCGGAACAAGGGAGGUAUGCAAAUGGCGGACCAAAAUACCACCACCAUGCAGCGGGAGCUCACCAAGAGCAGCCGUGAUAUGGUGGAGUGUAGUUUCGAUUUCUGUCGUAAGAAAAAUCGCUUCAAAAUUAGCCUAGUGAAGCCGACCGCACCGUUGUCGGUGGUGGACGUGUCGAGCACCUCGCAUCCAGACAAGGGAACGAGCCGUUCACCGCUGGACCAAACGGUGCUGAACGAGAUGAACGAUGAUGGUGCACGCGAACGUAGCGGUGGCUAUGCCGGCACCCGGUUCGUGCGUCCAGACUUUGAACUAUCUGUGAUUAAUAGUGGAAAAUCGAUACUGAUAAAAUCGAAGAAUUUUCGGUCCAAUUUACUAUAGAAAGCGUGCACGUGAUAAGAGUAAAUCAGUGAAGUAAGUAAGUAUAAUGGUUUUGUUUUGUUUUGAUUUUAUUAGUGAGUUAGUUUAGGGUGAGUAGAUUCAAUGAAUAUCCGUCUGCACAAUGGACCAAUUCGAAUCGGAACGUCAUGCAGGAGAUGUACUCGACAGUUGAUUGUUGAUUUUUCCAUCGCUCGCUAAAAGCAUGAGCCCACUUUUAGUGAGCGAUGGAGGUGUUUAAUUUAUUAUAUCCUCUUAUAUCAGUUCGAUUAAUACGAAACGUAAAUGUGUGAAAAUCAAUGCAAUUGUAACAGCAACGAGCUUUUGGAAUAGACACUCAAAAACACGAGAUGGCACUAUACUUCAACCCACCAAACAUGACCGUAAACAGAGAGAAUGUUGAAUGUUAUAGUUGAGGUAAUUAGAAGAAGCGGUAUUUCUUACAAAUACUGUUGAGAUUUAAGCAAAUGUUCAUAUUUUAAUCAAAGAUGAGGAGGGAGAAAGAAAACAAAAACAAGUGCGAUCCCUUCCUGUGGCAAAGAUUCCAUUCAAAUUGGCCUAUGAAUGUGACGAUAAUUUCGUUGUCACACAUCUUGAAUGUGAUCCAAACGAGUCGAUUGCAUUGAAAAUUGUUAGCUGCAGGAACGAAUAAAUAUAUAUUUAUUUUGCAUGUAAGAAGAGAAGAAUUACACGUUAAACAUGGAAUAAAAAAUGUCAUGAACAAGUUCGGAAUAAAUGUAAUUGAUUGAAUUUUAAAUGAAUUGUAAUGAUUCAAUCGUUAGUAAGUAAUAUUUUUCGAAUCGGACAAAUAAAUAAUGUAGUUGAAUCAACAAAUCAUAUUUGGU
Messenger RNA from Anopheles funestus (African malaria mosquito), 2610 nucleotides. RefSeq names its product vertebrate ancient opsin-like. The record is from RefSeq and is a predicted model, not a curated record. Gene Ontology annotation, cellular component: membrane; photoreceptor outer segment. NCBI's taxonomy places the organism in Eukaryota, Metazoa, Arthropoda, Insecta, Diptera, Culicidae. Gene Ontology annotation, molecular function: G protein-coupled receptor activity. The coding region runs from base 485 to 1768 and encodes 427 amino acids. The transcript is spliced from 5 exons. Gene Ontology annotation, biological process: G protein-coupled receptor signaling pathway.